GUUUGCAUGUGUUCUGUCCUUGAUUAUUCUCAAGAAAGCCGAAUGUAGCGAGACUGGAAAUAUGAGCAGUGUUACAGAGAAAUACAAAGCAUGAACUAUAUAUGAAGACCCCAACAUUUGGCAGUUUUGAAGUCUGGCCCGGCCUGUCCCCAAGCAUCCAGUUUGUAGCAGAUUAACCAAGACUCGAACCAUGACUGCAGACCUGAAAGAAGUGCUGAGGAAUACUCUUGAUGAGCUCACUAAAGCAGACUUUAAGAGGUUCAAGUGCCUGCUGCGGGACCAGAACAGUAUCCCAUGGGGAAUGCUGGAGGAGGCAGAUACAGAUGACACUGUGGACUUGAUUGUGCAGAAGUACACGAUGAAAGCUGGGGAGAUCGUGUCGACCAUCUUGAAGAAGAUGAACAGCAACCUGUUGGCCAUGGCCUUGGAGAGUAGGGUGGUCCUUAUUCUAAAAGCUUUGACAGCUUCAAGUGGAGGAACACCCAUGCCACAGCAAGGAGAAGUCCAGCCUGAUCUACAGCCAAUCCUCACAAGUCACAAGCUCAAGAUGAAGGAGAAGGUUCAGUGCAUAUCUAAAAGCAUGGGGAAGAGCGGGAAUGAAAUCCUAGUCAAAAAGAUCCAUACGGAGCUCUACAUUACAGACGGAAAGACUGAAGAAGUGAAUAAUGACCAUGAGAUUUUGCAGGUAGAGACAGCAUCCAGAGCACAAACCACAGAAGAAAGAAGCAUCAGUUGCAAUGACAUAUUCAAGCCCUUACCUGAACGGCAAACUACUAUCAGAACCGUUUUAAUGAUGGGUAUUGCUGGAAUUGGAAAAACAGUCUCAGUCAAAAAGUUCAUCCUAGACUGGGCUGAAGGAGAGGCCAAUGAAGACGUAGACCUUAUGUUUAUGUUAUCUUUCCAGGAGCUGAAUUUGCUAAAGACUGAAUGUAGUUUACACGAGCUCCUGUGUGUGUUCAACUCUGAGCUUAAACAGUUAGAUGGUCAUACAAGUGUGUAUGAUGAGAAGAAAGUAGUGAUUAUCUUUGAUGGUCUGGAUGAGAGCAGACUUAAUUUAGAUUUCAACAACAAGAUCAUGGCCUCUGUUACCAAGGCAUCAUCAGUAGAUGUUUUGAUAACAAACAUUAUUAGAGGCACGCUCCUCUCCACUGCUCUUGUAUGGAUAACUUCUCGACCUGCAGCGGCCAGUCAGAUUCCCUCAUCUUUAAUUGACCAAUUCACUGAAGUUCGUGGAUUCACUGAUGCGCAGAAGAAGCAGUACUUCCUAAAUCAUAUCAAUAAUGAAAUGCAUGCAAAUGACAUUUUUUCACACAUCGAAGCAUCAAGGACUCUUCACAUCAUGUGCCACAUUCCAGUCUUCUGUUACAUUUUGGCCACUGUACUUCAGAAGAUGCUGAAUGAAAAUGCCUCAAAGAAAGAAAUGCCCCAAACUGUAACAGAAAUGUACAUAUUUUUUUUAAUCAUUCAGAUGCAAAGCAAGAAUAAAAAGUAUAAUGGAAAAGAUGAGGAAAAUAAGAAAAGGCUUCUUGAUUCUGAAAGGGAUGCAAUUUUGAAACUAGCUGAACUAGCUUACAGACAUCUGAAGAACAACAGUAUCUUGUUCAUUCCAGAAGACAUGGCUGAGUGUAACAUUGAUGUGAAUGAUGCUUCUUACUCUGGCAUGAUCACUGGCAUUUUUAAGGAAGACUCUUCAAGAUUGUUUGAAGAGAAGAUCUACUGCUUUGUACAUCUGACCAUUCAGGAGUUUUUUGCUGCACUUCAUGUGUUUGCCUCCUUUCUGAAUAAGAAUGAGGAGGUCAUAAAGGAAUUUCUCGGAAAAAAGGCCAUGUCAUGUUCAGUAGAUGAACUGCUGAAGAGUGCAGUGAACAAAGCUUUGGAAAGCAAGAAUGGACACCUUGACUUGUUUGUUCGCUUCCUUCAUGGCAUUUCUCUGGAGUCAAAUCAGAGACUUUUGCUUGGUCUCCUUAAACCCACACACAGCAACCCAGAGAGUGUGGACAAAACAAUUAAAAACCUGAAGGUGAUGCAAAGGCCAAAUAUCUCCCCCGAGAGGUGCAUCAAUCUGUUCCACUGCCUGUUGGAAAUGAAAGAUUCUUCUGUUCAAAAUGAAAUCCAGGCUUUUCUAAAGAAAGACAGCGGUUCAGUAAAACAGCUCACACUAGCCCACUGCUCGGCCUUGGCUAAUGUGCUUCUUAUGUCUAAGACAGUGUUGGAUAAGUUUGAUUUGAAGUCAUACCCAACCUCUACAGAAGGUCGUAGAAGACUGAUACCAGCUGUGAAAUCAUGCAAAAAGGCUCGACUUUCUGACUGUCAACUAACAGAGAAGUCCUGUGAAAUUGUGGCCUCAGCUCUGCAGUCUACAAACUCCCCCUUAACAGAGCUCUACCUGAGCCAGAAUGACUUACAGAAGUCAGAAGAAAAACUUGUGUUUGCUCUACAGAGUCCAAACUGCAAAUUAGAGACACUGAGGCUUGUUGGCUGUGGCCUCAGUGAGAAGUUUGGAGAUAUUUUGGCCUUUGCUUUGCUGUCAGCAAACUCCCACUUGAAAGAGCUGGACCUGAGUAAAAAUACAUUGGGGAGUUGUGGAGGGAAGCAAUUCUCUGAACCGCUGAACAUGCCCUCUAAACUGAAGACACUCAGGCUUGCUGACUGUGGCCUCACUGAGAAUGGUGGGGAUAUUUUGGCCUUUGCUCUGCAGUCAAAAAAGUCCCCCCUCAAAGAACUGGACCUGAGUAAUAAUACUCUUGGCAAUUGUGAAGGAAAGCUGCUCUCUGAAGCGCUGAAUCCACGCUGUACGCUGAAAAAACUCAAACUUGCUGGUUGUAAACUGACGGAGAAAUCCAGUGAGGUUGUAGCAACUGCUCUGCGGUAUAUGGUGUUCCUGACAGAGCUGGACCUGAGUCACAAUGACUUGAAUAUCAUUGGAAUUUACCUUCUGAAAGUAGCGUUAAGCAAUCUCCGCUGUAAACUUCAGAUAUUAAGACUUGCUGGUUGUAAAUUGACAGAAGAAUCCUGUAAGGUGUUAGCCUCUGCUGCACAGUCCUGGGCCUCCCUGGAAGAGCUGGACCUGAUGCAGACGGAAUUCUGCUUUUGCAUUAUGCGUCAAGUGACUCCACCUGUAAGCUGCAGAAGUUAAGGUAUGGAGCUGAAGAACUGAGAAAAUUUGCCUGUGAGCUCGCACUGGACCCGAACACAGCAAACCAGUCUCUCCUUCUCUCUGAGAGCAACAAAAAGGUGACACAUGUGACUGAGAAGUGCCCGUAUCCUGACCACCCCAAGAGAUUUGACGAAUGGCAUCAGGUGCUGUGUCAGGACGGCCUGUCUGAAUGCUACUACUGGGAGACUGAGUGGAGUGGGACUGGGGCUGAUAUAGGAGUGGCAUAUGAAUCCAUAGAAAGGAAAGGAACAAGGGAUGUCUGUGGGUUUAGACGUAAUGACAAGUCCUGGUGUCUUAGUUGCUCGGGUAAGAGCUACUCUGCUUGGCAUAAUAAUGAGGAAACUGCUCUAGGUGCUCCCGACUCCGGCUCCAAUAGAGUAGGAUUGUACCUUGACUGGCCAGCUGGUACUCUGUCCUUCUACAGUGUUUCCUCUGACACCUCCUCUCCCACUUUCCUCUCCCACCUGCACACAUUUCACCUCACUUUCAAUGAGCCCCUUUAUCCUGGGUUUAGGGUUAAGGCUGACUCCUCAGUAUACCUGUGUGAGAUGACACAGCCUCCUAAUCCUAAUUAAUGUGCAUUUUGACUAGGGCUGUCAAAAUAACUGAUUCAUUUCGAUUAAUUAAUUUGAGAAAAAAAUAACUGAUUAAAAAAAA
This is a messenger RNA of Alosa alosa (allis shad), 3814 nucleotides long. Its product is annotated as NLR family CARD domain-containing protein 3-like. NCBI's taxonomy places the organism in Eukaryota, Metazoa, Chordata, Actinopteri, Clupeiformes, Clupeidae. Gene Ontology annotation, molecular function: protein binding. The coding region runs from base 191 to 3136 and encodes 981 amino acids. The record is from RefSeq and is a predicted model, not a curated record. The transcript is spliced from 11 exons.